AUGGUAUCGACCGAUGAUCUUUUACGAGCAUGGUAUCGACCGAUGAUUUUUAACGAGCAUGAGGGCGAAAUCGGCGAAAAGAAUAACGGGGUGACUUCCCCAGUUAGUGACAGAGACAAGGAGGUGGUGAGGGUGCCAGCAUCUAUCAGCAGACACCUGAUGGAGCAUCAGAAGGAGGGGGUGCGGUUUCUGUACGGACUGUUUCGACAGAACACGGGCGGCAUUCUGGCGGAUGACAUGGGCUUGGGCAAGACGAUUCAGGCGAUCGCACUGAUGGCCGCAGUGUUGGGAAAGACAGGCACGGCUGAAGACAUGGCUGCUCCUGCAGUCACCGUGACAGCAGCAGCUGCACAGGCAACUGCAGUAUCAGCAGCGGAUGAAGCCGUGAAAGCAGCAGGAAAUGCAAGCGAAACGGGUGUUGGUCAAGGGAGGAGCAGUGCAGUAGGGAAGACCACUGCAGGGGGAGCAGCAGCAGGGGACAGAAGCGCAGGAGGGGCAGCAGGGAGGGCUAUACUGGUGGUGGUGCCGAGCUCAGUGCUGGGCAACUGGCAGGAGGAGCUGAAUCGGUGGGGGCACUUCCGAAUUUCCAUCUUCCACGGGUCGCACAGAGAGGCUGCUCUGGUGCAGCUGCGGUCAGGAUGGGCGGAGGUUGUGCUGACCACAUUCGACACGUUCCGGGUUGUGGCUGACACUCUGUGCCCGCACCCAUGGCUCAUGGCCAUAGUGGACGAGGUGCAUCGAUUACGAAGCUACAGCUCAACUCUGUUUCAGUGUGCUGAUCGCAUCAACACUGCACGUCGGUAUGGGCUGUCAGGCACAGUCAUGCAGAACGAGUUUCGGGAGCUGUGGAGCGUCUCUCAAGGAGUUCAACGAGCGUGGUUGCGGUUCGGCUUUUUGGGCACCUUGAAGGAGUUCAACAAGCAAUACAGCGACUCUCUCAGGCUGGGUCCGUCUCACUCUCUCACCUCACUCUCCACCCAACCACACCUGCAGGGUCAGCGCAAGGGUGCUCCCCAGCCUCUGGUGGCUCGGGCGCAGGCUCGGCAGGCGGAGCUGGUUCGGGCGCUGGCUCGGGUGCUGCUUCGGCGGCACAAGGAUGACCUGCAGGGCUCGCUGAAGCUUCCAGGAAAGCGCGACAUGAUCGUGGUGUGCCCGAUGACGCAACUCCAGAGGAGGGUGUACCAGCGGUGUUUGAAACUGCCCGACUUUCAACUGCUGUCUCGAAAAGAUGAGCCCUGCAGCUGUGGCGGACCGAGGAAGCGCAGUGAGUGCCACCAUAAAGGGGACGACGGCGAGAAGAUGGGAGGGGGAGGCGUGCUGUGGUCGUCACUCCACCCGGAUGGUCUCUGCUGCCCGCGCUGCCCCUUCUGCGUGCUCUUCCCCUGCCUCUCAAAGCUGCAGCAGAUCAGCAACCAUUUAGAGUUGUUAAAGCCAAAUCCCAGGGACACCCCUGACAAGCAGGCCAGGGAUCUCGCGUUCGCCAGGCUGGCGCUGGCCGGCGAUGCUGACCUGGCGGGCGGCGUGCGGGCGGCGAGUGAUCUGCUGACACUUGGCAGUAGCGCGCACUGUGGGAAGCUGAGGGCGUUGGAUCGGCUGCUGAAGCAGUGGUGUGGGAGUGGGGAUAAGGUGCUGCUGUUUAGCCACUCAGUCAAAAUGCUGGACGUGCUUCAGAGGUUCCUAGAGGCCAGAGGGAUUUCCUUCUCUCGACUCGACGGUUCUACCUCCACAGCCACGCGCCAGGCCCUCGUGCAUAGCUUCAACUCCAGCCCUUCUAUACAGGUGUUCCUCAUUUCUACCAAGGCAGGUGGGAUCGGUCUAAACCUCGUCAGCGCCAACCGAGUCAUCAUAUUUGACCCUACAUGGAACCCUGCUCACGAUCUACAGGCUCAGGAUCGCUCCUUCCGCUUCGGCCAGACAAGGCAUGUAUCAGUAUACCGACUGGUGGCGGGUGGGACGGUGGAGGAGGUGGUGUAUCUGCGACAGGUGUACAAGCAGCAGCAGACCAACAUUGCGAUCGAAGGGGCUUCAGAAGAGCGAUAUUUCACAGGGGUGCAGGGCUCCAAGACCCACCAGGGGGAGCUAUUUGGAGUUGCAAAUCUGUUUCAAGACCACAGCACUAGUAUUUUGUCAGCGGAGAUCAUAGGCAAGGCUGCGAGACAGCCGCAGCAGCAGCAACAGUGGGAGAAGCAACGGGAGGAGCAGGAGCGUGAAGAGUUUAGAAAGCAGGAGGAUCAGGAGGAAUGUGAGGCGGAGAAAGAAGUAUUGGCAAAGAAACAACAGCUGGAGGAGGUGGGAAAGAGGGAUGGGAAGUCAGCUAUGCUGGGAAGGCAGCAGUGUGAUUCGGAAAAGGGCGGCGAUGAUUUGCUCGUUGUGCAGGUGCCUGCUGGGACACCUGGGUUUUCUCCUGAAGUGCCUGGCAUAUUAUCUGAGGGCGAAGUGCUCCGCUUGGCUAGAAAGGAAGACGAGUUGCUGGUGAAAGCCGGUAGGGCGAAGGGGAGGAAGGAUGACGAGGAGGACAAUGGGGUGAGUGGGCUGGCGAGAUUCGUUGAGGAGAGAGAGGCGCCUGACGAGCUUCUCGAUGCUGGUGUGGCAUACACCCAUGUGAAUGAUGACGUCAUCAGGGGCCACCAUGGAAUCAGGACCGUUGCGCCAUUGGCUGCUGUACUGUCGGAUGAUCGUCCAACCACCAAGACCCUCCUUCUGUCGCGCCUUCCUCCUGCCUCAGUCACGCCCUCCACUUUGUCACAUUCCAUAAAGGAACGAGAUCGGGCGGCAGGAUCAGUGAAGAGGAAGAGGAGCGGGGCAAGGACGGGAGGUGGGGGGAAGAGUGGAGUGGUGGAUAAGGGCGGUGGUGGAGGGAAGAGGAAGGGAGAUGCACACAACGAGCAGCCAAAAGGGUCGAAUUCUUGGAAAAGGAGUACGGAGGGCGGAGGGGAGGCUUCAGCAGGGCGGCAACCACCGCGACAGCUCCUCAAGCAACGAGUGGAGGCAUGCCAACAGAAGCAACACCCAGUGGCAUCGACGAAUGUUAAGGCAGAAGUGUUUGCGCGCAUGGCUGCUUGGGCUGGGGAAUCGAGUGGAGAGGAGUUUUCAAAGAAGAUACUGCAAAUGAGUUCUGAGGAGAGAAAGCAAAAGCUAGCCGAGUUUAAGGCAUGGGAUGCUGCAAGGAGCUAUCAAACAAAGUGA
Messenger RNA from Closterium sp. Yama58-4, 3186 nucleotides. The record is from the annotation of a GenBank genome assembly. NCBI's taxonomy places the organism in Eukaryota, Viridiplantae, Streptophyta, Zygnematophyceae, Desmidiales, Closteriaceae.